GCCGCCGCCGUCAUGGCUGACAACGCCGCCGCCGCCAGCCUGGAGAACCACCGCUUCAAGAGCUUCAAGAAUAAGGGCCGCGACGUGGAGACCAUGCGAAGACAUAGAAAUGAAGUGACAAUUGAACUUAGAAAAAUAGAAGGGGACAACAGAGAAUGAGGUGGCUGGAUGGAGUCACUGAAGCAGUAGGCCUGAGCUUAAAUGGACUCCAGAGGAUGGUAGAGGAUAGGAAGGCCUGUAGGAACGUUGUCCAUGGAGUCGCGAUGGGUCGGACACGACUUUGCAACUAACAACAACAACAAACAGUUGAAUAAAAGAGAUGAACAUCUGUUGAAAAAAAGAAAUGUGCCCCAAGAAGAAAGUUUAGAAGAUUCAGAUGUUGAUGCUGACUUCAAAGCACAAAAUGUUACACUAGAAACUAUAUUACAGAAUGCUACUAGUGAUAACCCUAUUAUCCAGCUGAGUGCAGUUCAAGCUGCAAGGAAAUUAUUAUCAAGUGAUAGAAAUCCUCCUAUUGAUGAUUUAAUAAAAUCUGGAAUUUUACCAAUAUUGGUUAAAUGUCUAGAAAGGGAUGACAAUCCUUCCUUACAGUUUGAAGCUGCUUGGGCCUUGACUAACAUAGCAUCAGGCACUUCUUUACAGACUCAAGCUGUUGUACAGUCUAAUGCAGUACCUCUCUUCUUAAGAUUGCUCCAUUCACCGCAUCAAAACGUUUGUGAACAAGCUGUUUGGGCCCUUGGGAAUAUUAUUGGUGAUGGUCCUCAGUGUAGAGAUUAUGUCAUAUCACUGGGAGUUGUCAAACCGCUUCUAUCCUUCAUCAACCCCUCCAUUCCCAUCACUUUUCUCCGGAACGUCACAUGGGUCAUUGUAAAUCUCUGCAGGAAUAAGGAUCCCCCACCACCUAUGGAGACAGUUCAGGAGAUUUUACCAGCCUUGUGUGUUCUAAUAUACCAUACAGAUAUAAAUAUUCUUGUGGACACUGUUUGGGCUUUGUCCUAUCUCACAGAUGGCGGGAAUGAACAAAUACAGAUGGUGAUAGAUUCAGGUGUAGUACCAUUUUUAGUCCCUUUGCUGAGCCAUCAGGAAGUAAAAGUUCAGACUGCAGCACUAAGAGCAGUUGGCAAUAUAGUAACGGGUACUGAUGAACAGACACAAGUUGUUCUCAACUGUGAUGUCCUCUCCCAUUUCCCAAAUCUUUUGACACAUCCUAAAGAGAAAAUAAAUAAGGAAGCUGUUUGGUUCCUAUCCAAUAUUACUGCAGGAAAUCAGCAACAGGUUCAAGCUGUAAUUGAUGCUGGACUUAUCCCUAUGAUAAUUCACCAAUUGGCUAAGGGUGACUUUGGCACUCAGAAAGAAGCUGCCUGGGCAAUCAGUAAUUUAACGAUAAGUGGUAGAAAAGAUCAGGUUGAAUAUCUUGUACAGCAGAAUGUAAUCCCACCGUUCUGUAACUUGCUGUCAGUGAAAGAUUCUCAGGUAGUGCAGGUGGUUCUGGAUGGCCUAAAAAAUAUUCUAAUAAUGGCUGGUGAUGAAGCAAGCACAAUAGCAGAAAUUAUAGAAGAAUGUGGAGGUUUAGAAAAAAUAGAAGCACUGCAACAACAUGAGAAUGAAGACAUUUAUAAACUAGCAUUUGAGAUAAUAGAUCAGUAUUUUUCUGGUGAUGAUAUUGAUGAGGACCCCAGCCUCAUUCCUGAAGCAACACAAGGAGGUACUUACAAUUUUGAUCCAACGGCCAAUCUUCAAACAAAAGAAUUUAAUUUUUAAGCUCACGACAAUGCAGCUUGACUACCCUGCAUCGGUAAAAUACACAACCAGAUAUCUACCAUUGGAAAAACAGGCUCCAAGCACAUGCCCCUUUGUCUGAUGCUUCUAAAAGCAAGUUGUAUAUCAGUCAUUUUGCAGUUGCCAAAAGUACCUGUCACAUGGACUGUAAAUGCAUAUGCAUGAUCUCGUACACUGUUCAAUUUUUUUAACAGUCUCUGCUACCUUUCCCCUGAUUUUUUUUCCUUUUCCCGUGAGGCCACAAGCUGAUAACUGCAGUCUACAAUUUUAAGAAUAUCUUUUCGUGGUGGCACAUUGGCUUCCCACACAAGAAUAGCUUUCUAUGGAAAUAGCGUGCGAUGGAUCAAGACUCUUUAGUGGAAGACUUCUGAGAGGCCCAGUCUAUUUUAUUUUUUUUUGAGCCUCAACUGUUGUCCUCUACAAACAUAUUUUCAUAUAUUUAAUGUGGAAGAUAAAUAAAGGAAAAGCAAGUCAAAUUAUUUUCAUUGGUGAUACUGACAUUAAAAAAACUUCUUAAAAACUUGGUAAUUAAUUGGUUUAAAACAGACUACAUAUAUCAGUAAUUGUGUUCAUUACUGCCUUAGAAGCUUGGGCUUGAAGAAUGAACAUUGUAUUUGGACUAAUAAAAAGGUGACCAUUAUUCCUAAUUUCUAAGAACAGCAAGCUGUACUUGACCACUCUUCAGCCUGUGUGUUCCUGCUUUUUUUUGAAAUAACGAAAUGCUGUGCAUGGUAUUUUACCUGAGCUACCACCUAUUAUGGACUUGAACUUUUGUUUUAAGCUGAAAGCAAGAGUCCAGCAUUAAUGUAACAAAGCUAUUCCAAAUCAGCAUUGGUUGACAAGAAUCUUGCUUUCAUCUUUCAGUAGUCAAUAUAUUUUGGGUUUAAAUUUAUAACUGAAUAAUGUUGAUUUAUAUUGGUUUAAACUGUGGAGCUUUCAUGUUUACUGUAAUUUAGUCUUAAACUAUUUUUUUACUUACCAGUGCUUACGAUGAUGUGGUUGGCAACAAACUAGCAACUAUUUUAGAAGCAUCAUAAUAGCUUCUUUUUGGAGUAUUGGAAGAGUUAUAGAAAAAAUAGUCUAUAAACUUAUUCAUAUAGUUAAAAUACAUACUAGUUGUGUGAGGCUUUGUGGAAGCUGCUAUUAUUCAGCAUAAGCAUAAAUGUACAGCUCACAACGAAGACAUUUACUUGAGCUGGUAACUUGGGAGUAAUGGGGAAAUUAUCCAUCCUGGCUCUAAAAAGGAUUUAGGAUUGCUGUGGGUAAACAUGAAAUUUAAACUGUGUAAGCUAUCAGACAAACUGAUAUUGUUGCUGUUGUUCACUGGAUGUACUUUGCUCCCAAUGCCUUGAUGUGAAGGGAUACAAAACGUAAAAGUAACGUAGUUAUUGGAUGUGGGUUGUAUUUACUGUGAUGAAGAUACAGACAGAUGCCAUGAAGAAAGCUUUGUUGAUCAGCUGUUUUCCACAAUUAAGCAAGACAUUGCAGGUGUUCAUUCUUUUACUAUAUCUGCCAAGGUAGAGCCACUUUAAAGAGUGAUCUUGUAUCACAAAGGAUACAAGUAUGUGUUUUAAAGUGCAAGAUUUUUACUUGCUAGAUAAUCUGUUUUAAUACAGUGUUUUGGCCUCUAUUUAUAGAUUUUAUAAAUUUUAAAAUCAAUUUCUCUUUAAGGUGGCUCAGACUUUUCAACUCCUGUGCACAUAAAAUUGAGUUGAAGUUCAUUGUGCCUUUUUUCUUUACCCAGACAUUAAAUUAAUUUGGUAAUUGUAUCCUAUUAACAUUAUAGUCUAAAAUCCUGAAAUUGUGCUGUUUUUGCUGAAAACUAAGUAAAAAGAAAAUCAAACUUAGAUUUUGUCAAUUUUGGGAAUUUCAAAGCAGAUAUGCAGUUAAUAAUGUGAACAAAUCUCUUUGUAAACAGUAUCCUCUAUGCCUAUAUUCUUGUCUUAGAUACUUCACUCAAAACAAGACUGAUGAUUUUUCACUACUGUGAAUAAUGAUUUAUUUCUUGCACUCAGUGCAUUAUAGAUAAACAUAGGAAAAUCAAUUUAGAACAGUAACUUGCCUUUCUCUCAGUUCAUUAUCACCUUAUCAGCUCUUGAUAGAGAUUCAACCAUUUUGUAUUUUUCAAAAAGGGAUAAAGGCUUGGAUUUAAUUAUCUUGCUGCACAAGAGCAGAAGUUACUUGAAACUGUGUUGAGAGAAUUGCUGUUUUUAUUUUCACUUGUUCUUUCCCCCCUCCUUCCAUCUACUGUCCACAGAAAGUGGUGCUGGAGGGGCCGGAGACCCUCCAAAACUGCUUUUGAUAGGAGAUGUCGAUAGUGGGAAUGGGCAAUACGAUCUCUAACCCCGUAUGUGAGUUUCUUCCAUUUAUGCCAUGGAAUGGGGUCUUUAUAUUCAAGCUAAAAUAUAUUGCUGCACUUUUAAGUUUUCAGAAGUGUUAAAAUUGCAUUGUGUUUUUUUUAACUCUCAGUUAACAAGAGUAAAUUGUUCCUUCAACAGAGGCAUCUAAAUGUGUUCUUAAUUUUGUAUAUGGGCUUAGGUUUUAUAACCAAUAAAAAGCUGCUAUCGAAUAUUAUAAAUAUGGAAGAUCUUAUUUUGAAAACAGUGAAAAUUCAUCACUGUUUAGUCUGUUGAAGGGUUCCAUUUCUUUCUUUGACAAUGCAGUCCUUGAGAUAAAAGAUCCCUUCAAUGACCUGAUACGAUCUUUUAAUUUUAAUUGAAGUGAGCAUUUGUUUUGAAUGUUCAUCACAAAGUAAGUUUCAUAUUUGAUCCAGAACUUUGCUCAGUGCCUUCUUAAGAUUUUGAGUCCAUUGACAGAAACAAAAUAUGAUGUGAUGAUGUUUAUAAAACAUAUUGUUUUAGAUGCAUUAUAAAUUACUUAAACCUCGGUGUUGAUUUUAGAAUGGCAAUAGCAGAUACUUUUUCUCAAUUUUUUUUCUAUAUUAAUAUUGUUUUCAUUUUGCCCUACAAGUUUAUAAGUUAUGGCAAGAUUUAAAUUUAGCUAAUUUAAAGGAGUUGUCUUGGGCUGCAUGUAAAAUAUAUAACAUAAGCAAAGUAUAUAAAUAACAACUUUACUAUACAAGUAGUCCUCAACUUACAACAGCAGUUGAGCCCAAAAUUUAUGUUGCUAAAUGAAACAUUUGUUAACUGAGUUUUGCUCCAUUUUACAACCUUUCUUGUCACAGUUGUUAAGUGAAUCACUGCAGUUAUUAGGUUAGUAAUAUGAUUGUUAAGUGAAUCUGCCUUCCCCAUUGACUUUGCUUGUCAGAAGGCCACAAAAGGUGAUCAAUCACAAUGGGACACUGCAACCAUCAUAAAUAUGAACCAAUUGCCAGGUAUCUGAAUUCUGAUCACAGGGCCAUGGGGAUGCUGCAAUGCUCAUAAGUGGGAAAAAAUGGUCAUAAAUCACUCUUUUCAGUGCUGUUGUAACUUUGGUCACGAAAUAAACUGUUGUAAGUUGAGGACUAUCUACACAUACACACACAGUAUGUAUGUAUAUUGUGGGGCCACAUUACUAGCCAUGGUCACAACCGGCUUGUGAGCUGGGCAUGCCUCCUCUAGGCCAGUGGCCCCCAAUCUUUUGGGCAUCAGGGACCAAUUCCGUGGAGAGAGGUUUUUCCGCAGACCGGAGGGGGUAUGGUUUCACAUGCUACCUGCAUCCCAUGAAUGGGGCUGUGCUUGUUUGUGUGGCCUGGUUUCUGACAUGCCACAGCCCAGUGCUGGUCAAUGGACUGAGUUUGGGGACCCCUGCUCUAGGCAGAUUAGCUCACAUAAAAUAUAUAAUAAAAUUAAGCCCUGGUUUAAAAAAUGUGCUAAUUAAAGCAACCAUUAUCUUACAAAUAAAUAUGAAACCUGCUGUCAGAAAACUCAAACACAUCAUAGUAACUGCUUUUUAUAUAUAAAGUUUAUUGUCAUUAUACAUAUAUACACAGUAUACCCAUACAAUGAAAUUCACAUAACACCCAGAGAUCAAGCCCAACACACGACAAUCCGCAGACACACCCCCACCCACCAAAAAUUCCCCACCCUUAAACAACCCAAGCAUCCACACAGCAGACCAAGUAAUGCUGUUCAACAGCUCACUGAUGGUGGCCCUUUAAUUCAUUGUUGAGUGCAAUUAUAGCUCUAGGAUAAAAACUAUUCAGAAGACGUGUGAUCCAAGUUUUAAUUGUUCUGUAUCUUCUGCCAGAAGACAACAGUCCAAAAAGAUUGUAAGCAGGAUGGGAAGAGUCUCUGAGAAUGUUGUGGAACUUCCUCAAACAGUGAGAUGCAAAGAUGUCAUCCAGGGCUGGUAGCUGGAGCCGGAUGAUAUUCUGAGCAGUUGUAAUAAUUCUCUAUGGAGCUUUUAUGUCUGCUGCAGAGCUGCUCCCAUAUCAUGCAAGAAUGCCGUAUGUCAGCACAUUUUCAUUGGUGCUGCGAUAGUAGGACAGAAGUAGAUGCUGAGAUAGAUUUAUCUUCCUGAGUAUUCUCAGGAAGUACAGCCUCUUCUGUGCCUUCUUCACAAGCAUGUCAGCAUUCAUAGUCCGUGAGAGGUCCUCCGAGAUAUAAAUACCCAGAAAUUUAAAACUACUAACCCUCUCUACCUCCUCACCAUUUAUGUACAAUGGUAAAUGUACAUCUCUCUUCCUCCUGAAGUUCUUUAGUUUUUUAGGUGUUAAGCAUAAGAUUAUUUUCUUUACACCACAAUGUCAGCCCUUGUACUUCCUUUCUAGAAGCAGACUUAUUGUUCUUAUUAAUGAACCCCACCACUGUCAUGUCAUCUGCAUAUUUAAUAAUUGUGUUGGUGUUAUACAAUGGGGUGCAGUCAUGUGUAUAAAAGAAUAAAGGAAGGGGCUUAGCACACAACUCUGAGAGGCUCCUGUGUUUAGUAUCAGAGUAGAAGAAUGGUGAGAUCCCAUCCUUACUGACUGUGGCCUAUCUGUCAGAAAAUCCUUUAUCCACAAACAAAUCCUCUGAUUUAUACCCAAAUUGGUCAUUUUAAGAAACAACCUGUUAGGUAGAAUGGUGUUAAAGGCAGAGCUAUAUUCCACAAAUAAGAACCGUACAUAUGUCCCCUGUUGUUCCAAAUGAUUCAUACAGUAUGGACAACAGACUGCUUUACCCACUUUGCUAAAACUCAAGAGAAUGAAGUUGAAUUGUUGGUUUCGUGUGACAGAUAGAAACUACAGUAGGGCCUUUAGGACUGCAAUACAUAAAUGCUUAUGCCAUAAUAAUCUCUGCAUUUCUAAAAAAAAAUUGCUUUAGUUUCCUGCAUGCUUGACACUUAUAAAACAAAGGGUAAUUCUGGAACAUGUUGAAUAAAGAAAUGGCAGAACAUUGAUUUAGCUAAAUCUGAAUCUCAUGGUCCAAAAUCCAACCUUCAGAGAGCUUCCAAUUGACCCAAAGCAUUAGGAAAUAAUAAAAGGCUUGCUGCAAUACUUUGGCUGUUGUGUUCAUGCCAGAGCCAAAUGGUGAUUGCCAUAGGAUCUCUUUAUUUCACUCCUAAAAUGCAUUAUGAUUUUCUGUUAGAGAACGGUGUUUAUUUCCAUGCUGACUCAAGGUUGUGUAGAGCCUUUUUUUCUCCAAAGACCAUUGAGAGUAGAAUUUAAAAUAAUCUAGCUGCACCACAGGGCUGAAAAAAAGAUGGGGAGAUAUAUAUAGACCUAAAAACACAACUUCUAAGAACAUUCCUCCCAGUUAAGAAAAGUGACAAAAGUGGCCAAAGAAUUCUGUCUCUAUGAGCUGCUACCUUCUCAGAAUUGAUUGUUAAGUCAACAUUGGUUCCUUUUGAGUCACUGACCGGAGUCUGUCUUGUGAGAGGUGGGGAAGAGGCUGUGGACCCAGCUUGGAAAGGGACUGGCUACUUUUCUUUAUGGAAGGAAUGUGAUUGGUUUAUAUAUGUUGUGAGGAGCCCAACAAAAAUUAAUUGCAUUAGGAAGGAAAAAAGCAGCAUGGUGGCCCAAUGGCUUAAUGACGCUGGAGAUGGUCUAAACUCCAGCGGUUUGAAUCCUAGCAUUGUUUGGCAGAGUGAGCUCCCAUCACUUGCCUUAGGUUCUACUCAUUUAGCAGUUCGAAAGCAUGUUCUAUACAAGUAGAUAAAUAAGUACUACUUCAGUACCUAUGGACAUGUGGACAAUUACAAUCCUGCUGGCACUAGACCUUCCCUGUUGCAACACCUAUUUGUGAGGCUGCUUUGGUGGAGGGAGAAGGCCUCAGAUGAUGCUUCAGGAAAGUCAUUUGUCUUUCUUGUGUUGAAUAGUUCUCCUUCCUGUGUCACAUCUUAGGAAGCGCACAAGCGUUUACCAAACAGCUAGUAAACAGACAGCCAAACUGCUAUGCAUUAAGCACUGUAGUCUCCUGGCUAAUAUCACCACACACCAGGGGUGUCAAAUCAUCAUGGCAACAUCAUGUGAUGUAUCAGGAUAUUUUUUCCCUUCGCUAAACCGGGUGUGGGAAUGGCCAGCGCGUGACGCAUCCGGCCUGUGGGCUGUAAGGUGACAGUCCUGUCAUACACUAUAAAAAAAAAACCUGAAGAAAUCUCAAUAGGAACAGGUGUGAAAUCGUGAUUGUUGAUCUAACUGACUCUAUUGAAAUCACUACAAGAUACAGAACAAGUUUUCUUACAUUUGCUCUAGUUUUAAAAUAUGUGGAUAUAAAGUAAAAAUCACCUUAAAGAUGAGUUCUGGUGACAUAUGUAGAUAUAGCCCAUUAAGUUUUCUUGUGAUGUGGAGUUUGUCAUGAACACUUGAGUUCAGUUUAGUUUAGUUUAUAGUGUAGUCCAUUAAACUUUCUGUUUCAACUUAUUUAGAAGUUUCUGAAAAUCAGUAAGUAUGAAGGACUGGAAAGGAAGAAAAUACAAUUGAAUAAGAAACUGAAUUGAUGGUCUCUGAAAUUGUAGGUACCAACUCCCCACCCCCACCCCAUAGAU
Molecule: messenger RNA, 8685 nt
Organism: Ahaetulla prasina
Lineage: Eukaryota; Metazoa; Chordata; Lepidosauria; Squamata; Colubridae
Gene: KPNA3
Product: karyopherin subunit alpha 3
Exons: 18
Coding region: 253-1761 (502 amino acids)
Biological process (GO): NLS-bearing protein import into nucleus
Cellular component (GO): nucleoplasm; nucleus; cytoplasm
Molecular function (GO): nuclear import signal receptor activity; protein binding
Source: RefSeq, a predicted model, not a curated record